Messenger RNA from Ostrinia nubilalis (European corn borer), 3937 nucleotides. RefSeq names its product cullin-4A (gene Cul4). Gene Ontology annotation, cellular component: Cul4-RING E3 ubiquitin ligase complex. The coding region runs from base 135 to 2504 and encodes 789 amino acids. Gene Ontology annotation, molecular function: ubiquitin protein ligase binding. The transcript is spliced from 13 exons. NCBI's taxonomy places the organism in Eukaryota, Metazoa, Arthropoda, Insecta, Lepidoptera, Crambidae. Gene Ontology annotation, biological process: DNA damage response; ubiquitin-dependent protein catabolic process; protein ubiquitination. The record is from RefSeq and is a predicted model, not a curated record.
GUAAAACUAAUCAUAAUGGUGGUGAUUGUCGUGAAAAUUGACUGAGCUUUUCUGUUUUUGUUUGAUUUUAUAUUAAUUAGUGUAAUUUGUAUUGUUUAAUUAGUGCAGUGGCCGCGGCCAUAACAUGCUCUCUUAUGUCGGGUUUAGCUAAAACGCCUGUUUCGGCUGAGGAGGGUGGAAAUUUGUGUAGAAAACGUUCCCUUCCUACCAACGAUCAGUGUAAUAAUAAAAGAUCAAAAUCGGACGAUAUGAGUGCUAACGAGAAGAAAUCGAACUUUUCGAUGCUUACCCCGAACUCCAACGGGACCGUCACGACGAUGAUGAAUAAGCCGGGGGCGACGGCGAAGAAGCUAGUGAUAAAGAAUUUCAAAAGUAAACCGAAUCUUCCGGAAAACUACCAAGAGACGACAUGGAGCAAGCUAAGAGAGGCGGUGAUCGCCAUCCAGACUUCCAAGGCCAUCGCCUACUCCUUGGAAGAGUUGUACCAGGCGGUCGAGAAUAUGUGCAGCCAUAAGAUGGCAUCACAACUGUAUGUGAAUCUGACAAACCUGGUAGAAGCUCACGUGAAAGCGAACAUCGAACAGUUCCUCUCCGAGAGCAUGGACCGGCAGGUGUUCCUCAAGAGGAUGGAUGACUGCUGGCGGGCACACUGCCGCCAGAUGAUCAUGAUCCGCAGCAUCUUCCUCUACCUAGACCGAACUUAUGUGCUACAGAACCCUAGCAUACAUUCUAUAUGGGAUAUGGGUCUGGACCUGUUCCGGCACCACAUAGCCAUGAACACGCUUGUGCAGACCCGCACAGUUGAUGGGCUGCUUCUGCUCAUAGAGAAGGAGCGAGGUGGGGACGCAGUGGACCGAUCACUGCUCAAGAGCUUACUGAGAAUGUUGUCCGAUCUCCAGAUCUACCAGGACGCUUUUGAACACAAGUUCCUGUUAGCAACAGAGCGUUUGUACGCAGCAGAAGGCCAAAGACUAAUGCGCGAGCUGCCGGUACCGCAAUACUUGGCGCAUGUCGAGAAGCGGCUCAGAGAAGAGAACGAGAGACUUUUGCACUACUUGGACCACUCUACCAAAUGGCAGCUGAUCCACUGCGUAGAGCGGCAGCUGCUGAGCGAGCACCUAACGGGAAUACUGAGCAAAGGACUGGAGGCGCUAAUGGACGGGCCGCGGCUGGCCGACCUCACCACGCUCUACGCGCUGUUCAGCCGCGUCAAGGACGGCCUGGCGGAACUCUGCAACCACCUCAACGCGUACAUCAAGAAAAAAGGUCGCACGAUAGUGAUCGAGCCGGAGCGCGACAAGACGAUGGUUCCGGAGCUUCUGGAAUUCAAGGAGCAGCUGGACCACGUGGUGUCUUCGUGCUUCCAGCGCAACGAGAAGUUCACGUACUCCGUGCGUGAGGCUUUCGAGCACUUCAUCAACCAACGCCAGAACAAGCCCGCGGAGCUCAUCGCCAAAUUCGUGGACGUCAAACUCCGGGCCGGUAACAAGGAAGCGACAGAGGAGGAGCUGGAACGACUGUUAGACAAGAUCAUGGUUCUGUUCCGCUUCAUCCACGGCAAGGACGUGUUCGAGGCGUUUUACAAGAAAGACCUGGCCAAAAGGCUGUUGGUCGGCAAGUCGGCUUCCGUGGACGCAGAGAAGUCCAUGCUUAGCAAGCUCAAGCAGGAGUGCGGCGGCGGCUUCACCUGCAAGCUAGAAGGCAUGUUCAAGGACAUGGAGCUGUCUAAGGACAUCAACAUCACUUACAAACAGCACCUGGCGGCGUCUCAAGAAGGCGGCGGCCUGGAGUUGUCCGUGUACAUCCUCACCAUGGGCUUCUGGCCCACGUACCCGCCCGUCGACGUGCGCCUGCCCGCCCACCUCACGCGCCACCAGGACCACUUCAGCAAGUUCUACCUCGCCAAGCACUCCGGCCGCAAGCUGCAGUGGCAGGCCACGCUCGGACACUGCGUGCUGCGCGCGCACUUUACGCAGGGUAAUAAAGAAUUACAGGUGUCGCUGUUCCAAGCGUUAGUCCUGUUACUGUUCAACGACGGAGACAACCUUUCCUUCGAAGACAUUAGAGCUAAUACCAAUAUUGAGGCGGGCGAGUUGCGGCGCACUCUGCAGUCGCUCGCGUGCGGCAAGGCGCGCGUGCUUUCGAAGGCGCCGCGCGGGCGCGAGGUGGCCGACGGCGACGUGUUCGCCUUCAACGCGGACUUCACCAACAAGCUGUUCCGCAUCAAGAUCAACCAGAUACAGAUGAAGGAGACGAGCGAGGAACAAAAGGCGACCGAGGAACGCGUGUUCCAAGACCGGCAGUACCAGAUCGACGCCGCCAUAGUGCGAGUCAUGAAGAUGCGCAAGGCGCUGUCCCACAACCUGCUCAUCUCCGAACUGUACAACCAGCUCAAGUUCCCCGUCAAGCCGGCCGACCUCAAAAAGCGGAUCGAGUCGCUGAUAGACCGCGACUACAUGGAGCGCGACCGCGACAACCCCAACCAGUACAACUACGUCGCCUAAUGAAGCCCCGCCCCCUACUCUGUUACCUAUGCUCUACUAAUAAACGGCUAUCAGACAUACUGCUAUUUGAUUCGAAUCGAUGUAUUUAUAUAUUAAAGUAUGUACUUUAUUGGUAUGUAUAGCGGAAGCGUGCGUGCAAUUUUGAAACUUACACCGUUGGUUUUCACGGCGAAAAUGUAUGCAGGUUUUUGUAUGAAGCUAAUAUGGGGAGACAAUGUGAUGUUGAUUAGCUGCGACCACACCAUACGAUCCGACGCGCGCUGUCACGAGACCCUACUAGGCCCUAUGCACGAUCCGAUGCGAGUCCGCGCGAAUCGCGAUCAAAGCGUGGAUCGUCUGGCGUGGACCCGGCUAUCGAUUGAUAUCUAGCGAUUUUGGAACAUCACUACACUAAAAACGCACUAUACGAACCUCAAAACGAAUGUUAAUAUUCAUAUUGUGAGAAUAAAAUAUACUUGUCAAUGGUGAAAUGAAUACAAGUAAAAAGAGACUUAUUUGCGAAUUAUUCUUAACUCUUUUUCUACUCUAUUCGAAAAGACAAAGGCAAUGUAUUGUGACUUCAUUGUAUAAGAAUUAAAAAUGACUACCUUUUAUUAAAUACUACAAGUUAAUUUAACCACAUCUCUCUAGUUUAUUCAGUAAUGCUGUUGUUCCAACUGUAUGUAUGUAAAAUAAAAUAUACCAAACUUGCGUCUUUGUGUGGGUAACGAACAAAUCCUUAUAAGCCGUUUAAAUAUAGGAAAUAGUAAUCAAAAGACAAAGUUUUAGUUAUUGCAUUGUUAUGAUUUACAAUCAUAAGCUUUGUCAUCAUUAGAAAUUUUAAAAUAAUUCAAAUCAUAACUUUGUUUACCAAAAUGGCGUCUUAUAACAUAGACAUACACAGUUGAUGAAACAUGGCAGAAGUCGCAAAUUAAUUUCCUUCACAUAAUAAAUAGUUACGCUCUAGUAAUAUAACGUGUGAUAUUAGGAAACGGCCGCCCUCCAGAAUUUGGCUGAAAUAUUAUUUGCUUACUUUUGAUGUUUGAAUGUCUUCUUUUGAUGCAAUAUCAUUCCCGUUUGUGUAAAAAAUAAAAAUGACUCCACACAAAAUUUAAUUUUAUGUGCAGUUGUUUUCAAUAUUUAUUAUUUUAGCAGAAUUUCUUUAUAAAAUAUAUUUAUUUGUGACGCCUUAGUAAGUCAGUAAUAAAAUACGAGUGAUAUGCGUAAAUUUUAUGUUUCUAAUGAUAUAAUUGCUAAUAAGAGGUAAUUUCAAAUAAUAUUGUUUUUUUUUUGCACUGCAGUUACAAGAAUGUGAAGUUUUCCACUCGAGUGUCCUGUAUGUUAUGCCUUAAAAACAUAUUUUCAGCUUCCAGACAUAUUUAAGAAAAUGUCUAUAAUUUUUACGAGCAGUCGUCCUGGAGGGGUCACCAAUUAAAACUAUUUAUAAUUUUCAA